Molecule: messenger RNA, 357 nt
Organism: Triticum urartu
Lineage: Eukaryota; Viridiplantae; Streptophyta; Magnoliopsida; Poales; Poaceae
Source: RefSeq, a predicted model, not a curated record
AUGAACAAGGAGAGGCUCAUGAAGAUGGUUGGCGCCGUCCGCACCGGCGGCAAGGGCAUCGUGCACCGAUCUGGCUCGUUGGCUGGGGUCUGGUGCAGGAAGAAGAAGGCGGUGCACAAGACGACGACCACGGACGACAAGCGGCUGCAGAGCACGCUCAAGAGGGUGGGCGUCAACACCAUCCCCACCAUCGAGGAGGUCAACAUCUUCAAGGAAGACCUCGUCAUCCAGUUCCUCAACCCCAAAGUGCAAGCGUCCAUCGCCGCAAACACAUGGGUGGACAGUGGGACUCUCCAGACCAAGAGUAUGGAUCCAUCUCACUUCUCUAUCAUUUGGCCAUGAUGAUGAUGAUGCAAG